Messenger RNA from Schistosoma intercalatum, 1930 nucleotides. The record is from the annotation of a GenBank genome assembly. Lineage: Eukaryota; Metazoa; Platyhelminthes; Trematoda; Strigeidida; Schistosomatidae.
CUCCUUAUAAUUUACCAACUUUUCGAAAGUCUUCUUUAUCAUUAAAUAUACCGAGGUUCUUACAUGGAGGCAUCGGUGAUCCACUGCUAUUAGAUACGGAAGCCUGUAAGCGGAAGCUUAACAUUUGAACAAUUCGGACCAAGGUCGUUGACGUUAGUUGGAUCACCUCUUUCUCAACAUCUCGUUGCGUGAUUCAAAGUUUCCAAGACGUUUCUGGGACUCUUGAAAAUAUAUUGCAAGGUUCUAGUAUCAUUUCAAUAUCUUAUACAUAUAAUCCUUACUUGUUAGAGUUUUCUUAUUGAGCGUCAGUUACAUUCUUCGCAAUGUCGUCGGUAUUGGAACAGCUGAUGGAGAUGGGCUUCACACAAGCUAGAGCGGAAAAGGCUUUAAAGUUUUCUGGCAACAAAGGAUUAGAGGAGGCCAUGGAAUGGAUUGUAGAAAAUGAUAGUGGUGAUGAGGAAAAAGAGGGGAUAAACGGAACCAGGGAAAAUGAGACAACGGACUUACCAUUAUCUUACAAAUGUGAUGAUUGCGAUAAGUGUCUCAGAAAUGAAGAUGAAGUUCAGGUGCAUAGUGCUCGUACAGGACACGUCAAUUAUUCACAGUGCUCAGAUGCAGUCUCAUCACUGACAGAAGAUGAACGUAGGGAACAAAUGAAGAAACUUCAGGAACUUCUGCGGGCCAAGAAAACCCAAAGAGAAGAACAAGAGAGACACGAAGAGAUUGAGUGUGAAAAGAAAAGGCGUCAACAACACAAGACACUAAGUUCAGCUAAAGCGAAAUUCGAAGAAGAUGAAGUACGUCGUUUUGUCGAACAAAAAAAGCGUGAAAAAGAGGAGGAUCGAGCUUAUCUAGAGAAAUUGAAGGCUGAAAUUGCUCGAGAUCAAGAAGAAAAGCGUGCACGUACAGCUAGUGAAUUACCACUGAUAGCUCCGUCAAAUUCAACUUCUUUACCAACUGCAGUGCCGAAAACAAAUCCAACAAUUUGCCGUCUACACAUUCGUUUACCAUCUGGUCAGUCAAUCAAAGGAGAAUUCGGUGUCAAUGAACCCUUAAGUGCCGUUAUGUUAUAUGUUAGUCAAAAUUGGCCUAAUUCUUCAACUUUUAUUGACCCACAAUCUAUUCAGCUGAUGACUAGUUUUCCUAAACAAGAAUUUACUAGUGAAGAUAGAAAUAGAUCUCUUCUGGAUUUAGGCCUGUGUCCAUCUGCAGUUUUGAUGGUUCGACAAAUACCCCAAUAAAUACAAUUACAUUUUAUUUCAACCCUAUAUAUAUAUAUAUACAUGUACCCAUAGUCACUUUUGGAUAGACCUAUUUUGAUAAUUAAAAAUGGGAACCAUUUUAUGUGAAGCUAACAAUGUUGAAUAUUCAUUUGUUUUUUAUUUCCUUUUAUUUCCUGUUAAAUUGGUCUAUAUCUGUACUCACCUAAUCGUGAGAGACAGACUGUUAUGACUGAUUGUUGUUGUCUUUUGAAAUAUUUUCUUCUUUGCAUGUAAAUUGAAAAGCUGAUAUAUGCUUCUAAUAGUAAUAAUUAUUGUAAUAUAAAUCACAAUUUAUCGGAAAUUAUGUGAUUGAAGGUGACAGAUUUGAAUGAGGCUUAGUGAUUAAGGUAUUUAACUUCCAUCCACUAAGUCACGUUCGAACUCCUGCCACCUAUUUCGAUAUGGAUGAUCAGUUAGUAUAAUUAACCCUCGUACUUAGAGUGUAGUUCAUACUCGAAUACAUGGUGAAUGAGUCUAUUUAUUCUCGUUUCUCGUAUUUGAUCCUAUUUUCUACCAUCUACAUAUCCUAUCAACUUUCUUUUUCUUUGCUGGUUUGAGCCUUGAUGACUAAGAUCGAUACACAUUUGUACUAGGUUCUACGUUGUUUAUGAUGAACUGAUUAAUUCGAAAUGGGACGCGACCUAUCCACACUUGAUCUUCUGUUGUUU